Messenger RNA from Spodoptera litura, 1620 nucleotides. RefSeq lists its product as uncharacterized. Lineage: Eukaryota; Metazoa; Arthropoda; Insecta; Lepidoptera; Noctuidae. The record is from RefSeq and is a predicted model, not a curated record.
CUGACGGAGCGAUCUUACGCGACUAACUCCCCAACCACGCUCGAAAACCGGAAAAGUUUUCAAUCACAACAUUUCGUUGUAUCAACAAAAACAAAAAAAUACUUGUGUGUCUCCUCCUGUACGGAAGUGAUAACGUCGACCAUAUGAAAAAUAAGCUGGGAAUCAACUUUUUGACGAGUGAGAAGUUCGUCGGCGAUCUGCCGGUGAACGUAGCUGUGCAACAGCGGACCCCUAAGAACAACCCGCGCCGCGAGUCUGUUACUCCGAAGAUUGUCGUCUGCCCACCAAUCGAAGAGAUGUCGGAAACCAUCACAGCUCCCCGCGGCGGCAGGCUGCUGAAAGCUCUCAGCAGCCGCCUCUCUCGCCGGGCUAACGACUCGGAUUCCGUCGGCAGCUCGAGCAGCAGCGACAGUGUGUCUGGUGAAAAUGGACGUGCUGAUGACCGAUCGUCGUGCUCAGUCAGUGAAUCCGGAAGCGACGGCUCUGAGCGUCACCGCCGGCACCGCUCUACUGUGUCUCUUCGCCGAGUGUUCCAAAGUCUAAGCCUGUCAUCUCGAUCGCAGUCUUGCUCUCCAACUGAACGUUCACGUCAGCCAAAGAAGCAAACUCAACCAAAGAGGAUCCUUCGGCCCCCAGUAACCUACACAUACGUACGCGGUCUCUCAGGCCUACCAACACAGAGAGUACCGCGACACACAGUGUGCUGCGCCUCCAUGGGCCUCAACCGAUAAAGGAAGACAGCAUUUGGGCCGGACACGGGCGGAGAUUAAGACUGGUUAAGAUUUACGAAUAGAAUAAAAGCGCUAGAGAGGCAAGUUCUCAUCAUAUCAGUAGAUAAUUGCUGAACCCUGGGCAAGUAGCCGACGUAACGAUGUCUUCAUAGAGGACCAAGGGAGGGUGGCGCCAGGAGAGUGCCUUGCUCCAGGCGCCGGGGCCUUCCGCAGCGUUCGCUGCAAGUUGAGCUGUGACUCGUUUAGUUGUAUUUAAGGGACAAUACAUAAGACUGUGUACUGAAUUGCAACUAGCUGUCGGUCUGUUGAGCAUUACUAGUAGACACUUUUCUAAUAUCUAUUCACCGGGUAUUGUCAUUGUUUGUAUCCUGUACUGCACUCUAGAAUACCAAUCUAAAUUACUUUAGACUAAAGAUUGGUCGAAUCACGAUUUAUGUACUUGUUUCAAUCACCACAUAACUGCAUACGUUUUGAAAUCGUUGUAAUAAUAAAGUAGUUUCAGUGAGUAAUGUUUGUACUGCAGUCGGUCUAAUGGAGGAGUUGUAUUGUGUAAAACUUUGAUUUUGUUAAUCAAGCAUAGUGCCUUUCCACCUUUGGGAAAUAAGUAGGUCUAGAUGUACGGUAUACUAUUACUUUAAGAACUGUGUACCUUAAUACUAUCCGUGUAUGGUGUGCCGUAUGGAAUUUAAGUACGUUACAGAAUAGAACACCGCAUGUCUUAGCGAGAAUUUAAAUUUACUUAAUCAUCACUUGAAAAUGUUUCGAAUUUGUACCUAUACAUAUAGAUAUACUAUUUGUCUACUAUUUGAUCAGUAAAUACUCAGUUGGUAUUGCCAUAUACUAAGUAGCUAGUUUAAAUAUUAAAUAAAUUAGAUGUAAGUAAUUUUUA